Molecule: messenger RNA, 1571 nt
Organism: Erigeron canadensis
Lineage: Eukaryota; Viridiplantae; Streptophyta; Magnoliopsida; Asterales; Asteraceae
Product: F-box/kelch-repeat protein At1g57790-like
Exons: 3
Coding region: 3-1142 (379 amino acids)
Molecular function (GO): protein binding
Source: RefSeq, a predicted model, not a curated record
UUAUGGCUGGAAGAAAAAGAAGAAAGCUCAAAUUGCUAUCAGAAACAUUCAAGGGUGCUAAAAGAUUGUCAAAGAAAGGAAAGAAAGAGCAGGAGCAUUACGAGACGUGGUCUGUCCUUCCGGUAGAGCUUUUGGAAUUAAUAAUUUCCCAGUUGACUUUAAAGGAUAACAUCCGCACUUCUUCUGUAUGCAAAAGAUGGCUCUCUGUUGCUCUCUCAGUUAGAAAAGUGAAUAAGCCGCCAUGGCUUAUGUACUUCCCAAAGCUCGGUCACCUUUUUGAUUUUUACGACCCAUCACAACGGAAAACGUACUCCCUUGAAUUGCCUGAGUUACAUGGAUGUAGGAUUUGUUACAAUAAAAAUGGGUGGCUAUUGCUAUACAAACCAAGAACACAACGUGUUCUAUUCUUUAAUCCCUUUACGAGGGAAAUGAUUAAGUUACCAAGAUUUGAAAUGACUUAUCAAAUUGUUGCGUUUUCUACUUCUCCGAAGUCUCCAGACUGUAUUCUUUUUACAGUUAAGCAUGUUAGUCCAACUGUCGUUGCUAUCAGCACUUGCCACCCAGGUGCAGAUGAGUGGACUACUGUAAAUUAUCAUAAUCGAUUGCCAUUUGUUAGUAGUAUUUGGAAUAAGCUUGUUUUCUGCAAUGGGUUGUUCUAUUGUUUAAGUUUGACGGGAUGGUUGGGAGUUUAUGAUCCUGUGGAGCACACAUGGAGUAUUCGUAUUGUCCCCCCGCCACGUUGCCCUGAUAAUUUUUUUGUGAAAAAUUGGUGGAAAGGGAAGUUUAUGGCAGAACAUAACGGUGAGAUUUUUGUUAUAUACACUUGUUAUAGUGAAAACCCGAUUAUUUAUAAGCUAAACCAGACGAAUAAAGAGUGGGUAGAAAUGAAAGAUCUCGAAGGUGUGACAUUAUUUGCGAGUUUCUUGUCAUCCCAUGCAAGAACUGAUCUACUUGGAAUGAUGAGGAAUAGUGUUUAUUUCUCUAAAGUUCGGUUUUAUGGCAAACGGUGCAUUUCAUAUUCUCUUGACCAGAGACGAUACUACCCUCGAAAACAGUGUCAUGACUGGGGAGAACAAGAUCCGUUUGAAAGCAUUUGGGUCGAGCCACCUGAAGACCUUUCAACUUUCACCUGGGAAGAGUAGGUGAGCAGUGUUCAUAGAUUUGUGUAUCGUAAUAUUCUGAGCUAGUGGAGCGUCCACAAAUGAAUAAAGCUACAAACAAAAGUACUCUCUUUUGCUAUUGUAAAGCUCAAUAAGUAGAAUGGAAGUAAUCGGAGCAUUCAAGUGUAUUAGGAAAUCACAUAAAAGUGAAGCAGAGUGGCACCCACUGAGACAUGAAUGCAGCUUCAAAAGUUGUUUAGUAGUGAAUGUUGGGCAAUUGUAGGAGUCAAAAUUUCUGAUUACAUAGUUAUUUGAUAUAGUUGUUGAUCAAGUAGAUAGCAAAGAUAAGUUAAUGUACUCUUUUGAUAUCGUUUGUUUAAUGUACUAGAGUUCUGAGCAAUUACUCAUUGCAACUCACAAGUAUCUGUACGUGUUGUUAAUUGGAGGUAUGAUAGAUUUAAAUUUGUAUUG